ACGCUGCCACCGGCAGUGCAUAAAUGGUCUCGGGCCAGCAUUGAUUCUCCACGGAUUGUUGUAGCUGUGAAAGGUGCUGUAAGAUGAGCGAUCCAUCCUUCUAUCGAAUGGUGUCCAUUCAGGCCCUUCAGGGAAGUCGGCAGCGAGUAUUGGUUGUGCAACAGUGCAACGAAGUUGCAGAUUCGUGUACCUUGGUUUAUGAUAGCGCGGGCUGUCUCAGUGUGAUUUGUGAAAAGUCCGAUCGUAGUGCAGUUAUGGAAAACCAAUCUUCUACUCCCGGCUUUGCACGCGAGGAUGACGGUUGCAGUGUGGGUGUAGCGCAUGGUGGGUAUCACAUUCAGCCAUCGUUAGUCUUGAGCGCAUAUGCCAGCGACGACUGCAUGGAUGCAGUCAGGCAACAGUUGAUUCGCCGUGCGCAAGGCAUGCAAUCCUCCACCUCACCGUUGCUGCUUCGCUCCGGUUUGGAGGGAAGUGUUGUUGGUAAGCAACUUUCGGAUGAAUACAUGGCAUCUGCCACUCCUCAUCCGUUGAGCAAUGAGAAUGGUGAGAAAAAGCAGGGGGUCGGGGCAUGUGGCAUGGAUCGGGUGGGGAGGGGGUCCAAGGCGGGUUACAUGUCGGUGUCAACGAUGCUGCAGGAUCCGGGGGCUGAGGAGGAGAGUAGCCCCACUGUGGCUGGCCAGGAAGCCGUUCAGGAGGGGGCGGGUGAAGGCGAAGCACAGGAGGCAGCGGAACAGCGGGCAGCGGGUGGAGAUGCGGGCGCUCCUCGAGGGCCAUCGGCCAGCUCGUCUUCCACUGUCACGGCCGUGACUGAUUCCACACCAGCGAGUAAAAGGACGAAGACUGUCAAUGCUCGCGAACAGACUAUGCACGUGCUGAACACCGCCAUGAGGGAGCAGACCCAGGCUAUUUGCGACUCUGCCAACGAGCAGAGCAGGGUUAGCAACUCUUGCACUGUGACAUAGCUUCACUGCAACACCUUGUCUCAGGACUCUCAGCUAUCUGACCGAGAACUUGCUGGACAAUGACAAAUGAAUGAGCUCACAUGUA
Molecule: messenger RNA, 1047 nt
Organism: Chara braunii
Lineage: Eukaryota; Viridiplantae; Streptophyta; Charophyceae; Charales; Characeae
Source: the annotation of a GenBank genome assembly